GUGGUUCGAUCGACCGAGGUGUCCUGCUUAGCACCUGCCACCGUUUGAGCAGUGAGCUACCGCGACAGCGCGGUGACGGGAGCACAGAUCGGUCCAGCAUCUUCGAGCCUUUCAGCAUGGCGGCGCCCAAUCGUGGAAGGCCUUCGCGACCGCACCAGAACGGUGCCGCACGGAAUCGCGACUACCCGCAACAGGACCCAGGCGUGGACGACCCUGCGGCACAAGCCGCCUGGAACCGUUACCCUAACGCCGCGGUGCAGCAUUAUGACUCGCCACAACAGCAACACCAAGGGCCAAACGUCCCUUAUGAGGCCGUUAACCCGCAAGCAGAAAACUCGCGGCAACAACCUUUCUAUGAUCCGCAGCAGCAGCCACCUUUCUAUGAUCCGCAGCAGCAGCCACCUUUCUAUGAUCCGCAGCAGCAGCCACCUUUCUAUGAUCCGCAGCAGCAGCCACCUUUCUAUGAUCAGCAGCAGCAGCCACCUUUCUAUGAUCAGCAGCAGCAGCCACCUUUCUAUAUGCAACCAGGCCAGUAUCCCUACAAUGGACAGCCGAAUGCUAACGGGGCAUCUUAUGCAUAUUCUCAGAACUCCGCUAAUGGCACCAGUAGUUACGCCGCUCCCUGGAAUCCUUCCAUUCCUCAGCAGCAAUCGCCUUCCAACCAAAUGUCCGGUUCCCAGAUCUCUGGCGCGAACGAACAGUCGCUUCAAGGACGAUUUUCUGAGCUAGGGCUCGGCGACCCACAAGGAUCUCCACAACAGACUCGAGGAAGACGGCCUGACCGUCGGGGGCGCAGCCAGCAAUCGCGUCCUCCAGGACGCGGACAUAACCAAGCGCCGAUCACGCCCCCACGCGGACAUAUUGUACAGCAUCAGCCUACGUCAGCUGGCCAGCGACGGCUGGUUGGCCCGAACUUGCACCAAAGGAACGCUCCACCCAGAAGUUCCUCCAUGCCGUCUUCCUCGACUCGAGGGUCUCCUUCUCACUCAUCACCGGGGCACGCCGCUAGCAGCUCAUCCGCAAAUUCAAGCGGGCCGUCUACUGGGCGAGGCUGGCGUUCUGGAUCGCAGCGUCGGAACAGCCAAAGCAACGCCGCCACAAGGUCUCCUGGAGGCGCCAAUCACGUACGUUCACCGGGCCAAUCUCUGAUGCCGAGUCGGGAUGCCAGUCUACCCUCCGGCAGUGGCACUCCCCUCUCCAAGGAGACCGAAGUCACGACACUCGAAGUUUAUGCGAAUCAUUUCAAACUGAACCUUCCGAAACUCGACGUGCACCACUACGACGUUCAAAUAUGGAGCAGUGCAGAGGGCGAGGAACCGCCAGAAGAUCCUCGGCGCAUUCCCGCGUGCGACAAGCAUCGCAUAUUCAUCAGGUUCGCCCACCUGUUCUUAAACAUCCGGGCACCCGUAUUCGACGGCCAGAAGUCGUUCUACUCAACUAGGCCUGUAGAGGACAAAAAGGAGGGCGUCAGGGUGAAGAGCGAUUUCUGUUCGACAACCGACUUCUACGUCAAAAUCAAGAGAGUUGCCCGCCUUAACAACGAGCGAUGUGGCCCUGGUCGCGGCACGGUGCUGGUGCAAGCGUUGGACAUUGCGUUACGCUGCGCUCUCUCGCGUAACCGCGAGUGCCUUGGCAGGCUCCUCCUGAGCCCCGUAGACGAAGGCAGAACAUCCAGAGAUCUCGCUAGGGAAGGUCAAGCUCUCUACCGCGGCGUACUUACCAGCGUUCGCUCGGGCGAGGCGGGGACGUUCGUAAACGCCGACACGCUACAUACUGUUUUCUAUAAACCCGACUCCCUUCUAAAUCUCGUCCAGUGUCUGUUGGGCCGUCCUGUUCAACGUCAAGCAAAACUUCAAGAGCGGGACAUCCAAUUCCUCAACGCAGAACUAAAGGACUUGAAAGUGUACGUCAAGCAUUUGCCUUACCGUCGCACUGGCAAAGUCGAGGAAAUCGUGAUGGAAAGCGCGGACGAAAAAAUGAUCCCAUCGUUGAAUCAGACCAUUGCGGCAUACUUCAACGACAAAUACCGUAUUCGUCUGUUGUACCCUAAGCUACCCUGCGUAAAAAUGCAAAAAAAGGACUGUUACUAUCCUCUUGAGAUGUGCUUCGUACCUUUCGGACAGCAAGGUGUACAGAAACUUGCACCCGUGAUUCCCAAAACGAGGUUUGAGCGCGCCGAAGCAGUUGUAACCGAAAUUGAAGGGAAGCUCCUAGAACUGGAUGGAUUUGUCACCGACAUAUCUACAUCCCCUGUGCAGAUCACAGCGAAACUUUUACCUACCGUCUCGUCAUGGAAUCCUCCGCAGUACUCGAAAAAAAUCCGCUGGAUCAUGCUGAACACGUGCAAUAGUGACGGUGCACGUAUCAGAAAGCUCGAACAGCUCGAAAACGGUCUCAUCGGGCAGGGAAAAGCAAUGGGCAUUGAGCUGUCUAAAACAAACACCCUUCAACGCACGGGUAGGCAACGUGUCGAGGACAUGCUUCAAGAAGUAAAAGACCGGGACGUCGAUUUUGUUGUUAUCGUUCUGGAAAACGCAAGCUCUGAGCUCUACUACCCCAUCAAGUACUACGCCGAAACUAAACUCGGCCUGAUCACACAGUGUGUCGCUAUUUAUAAGCAGAAUAAAGAGCAAAAUUUUGGCAGUGGCUUUUGUAAAAACGUAAUGCGCAAGAUAAAAGCGAAGCUUGGCUUCGUCGACAAAGCCAUGCCAUCGAAGAUCAACCACUUCGACUUCGAGAACGUCAUGGUCAUGGGCGCCGAUGUCGGUCACCAUGGCCCGAAUGACGCGAAGCCAUCCGUGGCCGCCAUCGUCGGCAGCAUUGACACGUGCGCCUCCCGCUAUGUCGCUACGAUUAGUCUUCAGAAUGAGCCACGCGUGGAAGUCAUUGAUGACAUGGGGAGCAUGGUCAGACGACUUCUGGAUGUCUACUGGCAGAACAAUAAGGCUGCACCGAAAGCCAUACUUUUCUAUCGGGACGGCGUGAGCGAGGGACAGUACAGCCAAGUUUACGAUAGGGAGCUUCCCUGCUUGCAUGCUGAGUGUAAAAAAGCCUUCCCCGAAUACCCCAUACCGAAGAUUACAUUUGUGACCGUUCAGAAACGGCACAGAACCCGCUUCAUGCGCAAAACUCCAGAAGGAUCUAACGUGCCUCCAGGUACGGUCGUGGACACCGUCAUCACGCACCCUUCCCAACAAGAGUUCUUUAUGUGCUCUCACACUCCCAUGAGAGGCACAGCUCGGCCCGCCCACUACCACGUGAUUCGAGACGACAAUGAAUUCGACCCCGAGACUCUGCAAAAGAUCACCUUCAGCCUGUGCCACAUGUACGCACGUUGUGAGACACCCGUGUCGAUCCCGACGCCCGUCUACUACGCCCACCUCACAGCAGCUCGCGCGAGCUGCUACUUGAAAGCUCACGAAAGGCUCACUGGAAUGAACACAUUCAAUGCCGACGUCGUCAAGCUCACGCACAACCUGAAGGACCGAAUGUUCUUCAUCUAAGGCAAGGCCCAAUUGUUGUGCCGAACGAGUGCGCCCCUUCUGACACUGCCGGUCAUGUCUACAGUGUUCACGCGAUUUACCGUGACAUCAGACCGGCAAAGACUAUUAAUAGGUGUCGCGUGUUUACCACAGCUGACUUCAGGUGCACGACGUUUGUGCCUCGUUGACGUCACGUGACCACCGACAUUGCUUGUAUGUCUGAUGAGCCGCGCCGCACUUCCACUAUCAACGUUUUUACAUUGAUCGUCAAGUUUGUCCCCCACUCGCAUGUUUCGCUACUUGAGGCGUACAUUCAUUUUAUCCGUGUGCAUCUUAACCGUCAUUUUACACUAUAAUAUUCAACACGUGUUUGUUUGUCUCCUAGGCACCCAUGACUAUAUACUGCCAGAGCACUAGUCUAAGUGCGCCGCAUGUGUUUGGUCUUCGAGUUUAUACUGUGACAAGUGCCGGGAAUUAAAGACUGGUCUCUGACUUGUGGGUCUUGCCUACUUCAUUCCCACGGGCCUCCAGCGCUCUAUCAGAGCCAGGUCAAUCCUACCCUACAAGUGUUUUGCUUUGUUCACAAGUCUAAUCUCUCGCUACCUGUGCAGAAACAGCGUCAUCUGUCAAUCUUGAUUAAACUGUGGCGAAGCGCGAUACAUUGAUAUAAGGACGUAUACACCUAGCAAUGAGCCGUUAGAAAGACCUCGCUUGCCUUUUAUACAGACGUCUACAGUUUCCAGCUGUGCGCCGGAAAGUGAGGAAACCUGUGCUCUUCCCUUGCUGCUCGGUUUUAAGCAAACGUGUUUAUCACCAGCACGUGCAUAGCAUUCACCGCCCAGAAUAUUUAAUUCUACGGAUGUUGCAGUACUCUGCUACGAAGCGACGCGCUAUGGACAAGUGUGGACGUCUGUAUGACCUAGCUUUUGUCGAGGACACGAUGUUGGGCUCCCUGUUAAUUCCUUCGUUACAGUCUACCUGCGUUCAAUAAUGCACCAACGUGGCACAGGUACUGGCGGUGCUUGCAGUUGUAUGCAAUGUAAUCGAGUCGGUUUUUAACGCAGAUG
Dermacentor silvarum is the source of this 4549-nucleotide messenger RNA. Its product is annotated as protein argonaute-2. Gene Ontology annotation, molecular function: protein binding; RNA binding. Lineage: Eukaryota; Metazoa; Arthropoda; Arachnida; Ixodida; Ixodidae. The transcript is spliced from 4 exons. Bases 117 to 3503 code for a protein of 1128 amino acids. The record is from RefSeq and is a predicted model, not a curated record.